Molecule: messenger RNA, 6177 nt
Organism: Penicillium olsonii
Lineage: Eukaryota; Fungi; Ascomycota; Eurotiomycetes; Eurotiales; Aspergillaceae
Source: the annotation of a GenBank genome assembly
AUGGCCCCCGGUAUCAUGUCUCCUGUCCCCGGAAAUCUUUCCUCCCCUCUCUAUAGCAAGUUCCCUGGGAGCUCUAGAAAGGUGUCUACUAUGUCGGCUUUCGACAGCGACUCCCUCUCUAACAGUGGCAUCUCCCGUCCGAGCAACUCUCGCCGCGAAUCUUCCUUCGUGUCCAAGAAGUUUACCUCUGUCGGUAGCUCUAAGCUCUCCGGUGUUAUCCAGGCUUUGCAGCGCCAGAGCGGCGCUGAGCUGGGUGUGAACACACACUCUACCCUCUUCAACACUGACCAUGCCACCAUUUUGGAAUGGAUUGCUACUGAGCGCAUGAGCCAUCUGCCCCCUGAGGGCAGCAGCUACGACAAGGUUCUUGCCUGGGCUCAGCUAUUUGUUGAGCGCCUGCAUUCCUUUGACGUCGCGAUCCGCGACUUCGAGGGAAGCAGCUGGCUCGCAGCCCAGCUUUCCUAUGGCUACUGUGCCAUGCUCCUUGAGCUUGGCAAGGAGAAUGCGCCUGCCCUGAUGGCUUCCUUUGGAUUCUUCUACAGCACCUCUUCGUCCCUGGUGAACCUCCUUGAGCGCACCGAGCUGUUUGCUGUCUCCCAAGAGAUCAAGGAUCAGCUCGUUGAGGCUUUGGCCGACCUGGUCUCCUUGGUCGCUGGUGUUUCUACCCACUUCCACCAGUCGAUCUACGCUUUGACUGAGGGCUCUAUCUCCAUCAACAUUUAUGAGACCUUCACCAGUCAGAUUGAGUCUUUCCGUGAGCGCUGUGCAAAGAUCUCCGACUCCAUGUGGCGUCACCAGCUCCUCAACGAGAGCAAGGACCCCGAGCUUGUCUCUGUUGUCAAGUCGAUCCGUACCUGGUUGUCCCCCGAGGACCGCGUCCUCAGCCACCUCGCCGAGAACACCUCCCACCUGGCCCACGAGCGCGAGGAGAUGACCUGUCUCUGGAUGAACCCAUACCUCACUCACUUCUUGAAGAGUGACAAGCAUGCUCUUGCAUUCACUGGUCCCCCAGGAUCUGGAAAGACUGUCCUGGCCUCUGUCAUCGUGGACCGUCUGCAGGACCACAUCGGUGGCGUCAGCUACAAGUCGUUGUUCAUUCCAAUCAACGCCCGAAUCCCCGCCGAGACUACCCCCAUUGCCGUUGCUAAAGCAAUUCUCUUCCAGCUCUUCGAGAAGCGCAUUGGAAAUGUCCAGCUCCUCCAGAUCCUGCACGACGCCUAUGACAGCAGCAAGAAGGCGACCAAGGAGGACGUCUAUGAGAACAUUCUCUGGCGCGCACUGGAGCAAGCCCUUGCUGCCGCGCUUGCUCGUGCUAAGGAUCUUGUCAUCGUUGUCGAUGGUGUUGAUGAGUCUUCCUGCGGCGAGGCACACUUGCUCCAGAAACUGAUCACCGCCACUUCCAAUGGUACCAAUGUCAGACUGAUUACCCUUGGUGCCGAGAAGCCCCAGACCUCUGCUAGUGUGAUGCAGGUUCCUAUCAGUGGAGACCGCAUCACCGAUGACAUCUCAACUGUUGUGCGCAGUCACUUCACCGAAAGUACGGACGCCUCCGAGACCAAGAGCUUCUUGUCGAUGGAUGAGAUGGAGCAAGAGACUCUGGUUGACCAGAUUAGCGAGGCUUCUCGCGGCUCUUUCCUCUGGGCCAAGCUGUGUACCAAGCGUGCUCGCCAGGAACAGACACCCGAAAAUGUCCGCAAGGUUGUUGAAACCCUUAUUAAGGGCAAGCCUACCAUUGCGGACUUUGUUCUCCAUGCCCUUCAGCCCUCCGGUGUAACUGAGGAAGCUAAGCACAUGCUGCUUUGGCUUGCAACUGCCGAUCGUCCUUUGCUUACCCGCGAGCUUGUGGCCCUGGCUUCCGUUCAGGUGGAUACUCAGACCGUUGUUCCGCGCGAGAUCAAGAUUAACUCGGUUCUGAGACCCCUGAAGUCUCUUAUCUUCAUGCAGGAUGGCCAGGUCUAUCUGCGCCAUGGCCUCAUCAGAACCGCCGUCUUGGACGUUUUCUCCAAGGGUAAGCUGGUUCCUACCGUGAAGGAUCGUCACUCCGACCUCGUUACUCGUCUUUUGAUUUACAUCAAGCACGCUGUUCCGGAGCACAACGAGCCUUCGCUCACUCCCCUCGAUGGUCGGGAUGUCAGUCCUCGUGUCAAGACCAACGCUCUCCUUGACUUUGCUGUUCGCUACUGGCCUCGCCACCUGAAGCAGACCACCACCUACACCACCGGUGGCAACGCUCCCACAGCCAAAGAGUUCAGCAAGAUCUUCCCUGUGACUACUACACUCCUCCUUCUUCAGACCACUCUUUGGAGCAAUCUGUCCACACCGACUCUGCUCAGCUACCACACCACUGUCACCGACCUGUGCCGUGAGAUCUUUACCCCCAAGAGCCCCGUAACUCUUCAGUCCAUCAUCUCUCUGGCUCUCUUCUACCGUGAUCUCAACUUGGCUCCCCAGGCUGUCCCCCUAUUCUAUGAGAUCACUACUCUGAGCAAGACCCUGCUUGGUACUACCAACAUCCUCACCAUGCAGAUGGCGCAGAUCUUCCUCGAGCUCACCACCGACUCGGUUACCACAUCCAAGACUGAGAUUAUGACCAAGCGCGAAGAACUUCUGAUCGUCAUCGUCGAGUGCUACCAGGUGCACUACGGUGAAAAGUCCGAGAAGACUGUCAAUGUCAUGAAGACUCUCAUUGAGCACUACCGUGUGACCAAGGAGGAGGAGAAGAUUCAGACUUGGACCCAGAAGAUCCACACCCUGACGGCUGUCAAGUACGAUGCUGAUGACUCUCGUGAUCUCAGCGUUCGCCUCAAGGGUCACAAGCGGGACAUCGGCGACACUGGUAUCAGCUUCCUGUUGCAUGCUGAACACGAUGAGGUCCACGAGAAGUCCCAGUCUUUCGAGGGCGAGGUCACCCAAGCCGAAAAGUACACUGCAGAAGGCCGCCUCGACCUUGCUGAGCGCCUGUACAUCGAGCUCUGGCAGCGUGCUACUUCCGAGGACCACAAGCUGCGUGCUGUUCUUGCUUACACUAAGUUCCUCAAGACUCAGAAGCGUGAAACCGAGGCCUCUUCAAUCCUGUCUAGCGUCUGGGAAGAGCACAAGAACAGCACCCACACUCUUUCUGAGACCUCGACCUCGCACUUCGAGGAGAUCGCCAAGGUCAUGACCACUGUCGGCCUGACUGUGGCCGCGUUGAGCAUCUUCAAGCACUGUGCCUCUUUCUACCAGCGCAUCAACCGGUCCUCCUCUUACUCUGAGGUCCAGAAGCACAUUUCGUCCACCUCUCAGCAUGUGAUGCAGCAGGCCAGCACUUCCUCAUCUCACUUCUCCGAGUCCACUUUGGAAGAGAUCGUUUACGAGGCUUCCAGCUCCUCCCAGCUGGACCAGAGCUCUUUCACUGCCACUAGCACUUUGUUGAACAUUUACACCAAAGAACAUCGUUGGAAGGAUGCUACUCGUGUCCUCAAGAAGGUUCUCCGUGGAGUCUGGCCUUCGCUGUUCGCGCCCUCCAUCCAGGAUGUUGUUCUGCCUACGGAGCGCGUCAAUGAGACGAUUGAUCUCGCGGAGCGUUUGAGCCAGUGCUACCACUACCGCCGCCGCUUCCCUCGCGAGGAGGGUAUCCGUGUUCGUGUGUACCGUGCCGUUCGCACCGCGCGUCCUGUGGAUGACAAGCUCAGAGAAACCGUUAAGAACCAAUUGAUCACUUUCUACGAGCGUUCUUCCCAGCCUGAUCAGGUCAUCAACACCUACCAGGAGGUCUUGGACGACUAUACCAAGCACUACGGCCCUGAUCACCCUACCGUGAUUAAGACCCUUUUCACCCUGGCUGAGCUUACUCGUCCCCGCCCUGCCUUCGUCGAGUACUACCAGCGGAUCGUUCGUGCCCUUAACGGAGACUCUCCUGUUAUCAAGCCGGAGGCUUUGGAACCCAUCAUCAUCGUUGCGACUGAGCUCUGGACCCAGACUCGUUACACCGAUGCCGUCCACUACUUCACUCUGCUCUUCACUACCUUCUUGAACCAGCCAAAGCAGAGCCCCAAGUUCCAGGAUGAGACCUUUGUCCAGCAGAUCUUCGACCGCUACACUCACUGCCUGCGUACCAACCGCACUGAGUUCAGCUUCAUCCACAAGGUCACCGUUGACUUCCACAGCAAGGUGAAGACCGUGUUUAGCGCUACUGCUACCAUCACUGUGCAGGCUACUUUGACUCUCGCAAAGGUUUGCCAGGAGACCAAGACUCACGAGAGCACUUCUAUUGCGCUGUACGAAGAGCUGUUGAAGCUCAAGCCUGCCGGCAUUGACAUCGAUGAAAUUGAAGCCACCCUCGAUGGCAUCUUUGAGGAACAGACUGCUACUGCCACUUCCAAGUCGCAGACUAUCACCAGUGAGCAGAAGCAACGUGUUACCAAGAUUCUGCGCAAGCGGAUUGAGUCUGCUCGCUCGACCUACGGCUGGGCACACGAGGAGUCUCUUUCCAAGCUGCAGGAGGUUGUCUCUUUCCACUCCAAGCAGAACGACACCCAGAGCGUUACCAAGGAGCUGCACGAGACCACUAAGCAGAUUCUGACCUCUGAGACCUCUUCUGAGCGCUUGGUUGCUGCUGCUACUACCAUCGCCGCGAGCUACAUUGCCACCAACCAGACUCACAAGGCUGUUGAGCUCACCGAAGAACUCUACCGCCAGAUCGUCAUGAAGGACACCUCCAAGUCCAAGGAGGUUCAGCUCGAUGUCUCUUCCAAUGGCCGCCAGAGCCUUGCAUUCCUCGCUCAGCUCCAGCAGAGCCUUCGCCAUGGAUCUUCCAGCAUCACUGAGAUUCUCGCCUCGCUGACCACGGAGUACGUGUACUUCGAGGAGUUCCGCAGCGUCACCAAGUCAAAGAGCAGCACUUUCUACAGUGUUUCCGUCUCUGCCACCCGCUUGUACAACUUCUUGCUCUCCAACAAGCGCCAGGAUGCUGCCAACCGUGUCUUCGAGGAAUUCGUUGCUUACUUCACUGCUACCGAAGGCAAGCGCAUCAAGUUGACCCAGACUGCCCACGUUAAGGUCUUCCUUAUCACCAUCAUUGGUUACUUGACCCACCACCAGACCUCGAACUUCGUUCGUUCCGUUGGUAUUGCGGCCAACACCAAAGUUCUUGAGCUCCUCGAGGCCAAGAACUUUGACGGUGCCUCCAACCUGGCCAUUGCUGCCUUCACCUACAUCUCGGCCCACGAUGUCUACCGUACUCCCGAGAUUGUCAAGUUCGUUUUCACUCUGGGUGUCCUCAUCUCUGGUCACAGCCUUACCCCCAAGCCCGACGCUGCCACUCUCAAGAAAUUGCGCGGGACUUCCACGGUGAUCAUCCAGCACGUCCUUGGUGUCAUCAUGCAUCUGAAGAUCAACCUGGCCCAGAUCAACCUUGACUACCUGAACGUUCUGAUUGGUCUUCUUGGUGAACAGAAGGAUUACAACAACCUUGUCUGGCUCCUCAGCGACCUCUGGAACAGCCGUCACCGCCAGUCCACCUGGACUCCUGGCGUGACCCUGGACCUUGCCCGUCGCUACAUCCUUGCCCGCUACCAUGUCGGUGAUACCCUCAAGGCUUCUCGCCUUGCCGAGGACAUUGUCUACAACUGCCGCCGUGUCAACGGUGCCCGCCACCCCAGCACUCUGGAGAUGUCGACUCUGCUGUCCCAGCUCUACACUGCUAUUGCUCAGCGCUACCAAUCUGAGAAGAACGGCCAGCACAUGGCCAACAAGUACUACAAGAAGAGCGCCGGUGUCCACGAGUCCCUCCUCCGCGUCUUCGUCGACCCAUCCCUCGCCGAGUUCGAAGGUGCCCUCGACGGCAGCUUCAGCAUGGACGGUUCUGCCUACGAGAUCAACAUGCACGACCAGCUCUCUGACGCGGGCUCUGCCUUUGUUGGUGAGCACGUUCGUGCCCACCUUCAGCUCUUCAAGCUUUCCUUGCAGCGCCUUGGUGACUGGCCCAAGGACUACUCUGAGUAUGAGAGCCUGAACGCUUCUCUCUUUGCUGAGUUCAGCGAAGAGCUGAAAGGCGUUGAGGGCGUUGAGAAGUGGAACCUCAAGGACUUCGGUGCUGGCAAGGCCUCUGGUUCUGAGGAUACUUUGGACAUUGAGAACUUCUCGUGGUCUAUUGAACUUGGUCAACAUAAUGGGGAGGUUGAGGAGGAACUCUAA